Messenger RNA from Helicoverpa zea (corn earworm), 3952 nucleotides. It is a transcript of the gene sens-2, whose product is annotated as zinc finger protein Gfi-1. The transcript is spliced from 6 exons. NCBI's taxonomy places the organism in Eukaryota, Metazoa, Arthropoda, Insecta, Lepidoptera, Noctuidae. Bases 205 to 1662 code for a protein of 485 amino acids. Gene Ontology annotation, molecular function: RNA polymerase II cis-regulatory region sequence-specific DNA binding; DNA-binding transcription factor activity. The record is from RefSeq and is a predicted model, not a curated record. Gene Ontology annotation, biological process: regulation of transcription by RNA polymerase II.
CCGCGAGAGCGCGCCACGAGUGUGUGUCUGCCUUAAAACAUAGUCGCCACCCGCGCCGGGCGCACGCUCGCUAUUCCAAAUUCGAAGUCGAAUUUUUAAAUUCGGUAUUCCAAAUUUAAGUUCUGUAUUCCAAAGUCGGUUUUUGGAAUUGAAGUCGGUUAGAGAUUUUGUGUGUUAUGCGUCGGAGGCCGUAGUUUUUUGACAAUGGAAGUAAGUGCAAUGCCUCCGAUGCCCCUGGACUUCUCCAUGGUGAGGAAUGGAAGUGGUUCACCUGGUUCGCUUCGGGAAGGUUCUCCGAGACCUGUGUCCAACAGCGCAUUCAGAGUUGUCACUCCAAAGGGAGUAUCAGCAAGCGAAGCCCUUCGGAAUGGCCUCUGCCAGUCCCUAUGGGGUGCUUCAGCCAGCCGAUCAGAACCCAGGAUCGCGUCACCACCUCCACAGAGUCAUGAGACUCCAUACCCUGUCAGAGAGGAAAUCAAAUUCGGCAUCAACCGUUUAGUGAGCGAAAGGACUGAUAGAACUGAAGACGAAGAAGAGGAACAUCACAAUGAAACGCGACCCGAAGGCAUUUCACCAGCCUCGCGCUGUGGGAGUCCCUGCUGGGCGCCAUCACCACAGUCCCCACGAUCCAUUCGCUCCAGCUCCCCAGAACUUGAAGUAGACUCCCCUCCAUCAUCCCCAAGAAGACCUCCAGACACAUCUCCUCCUCCGAAAAGAUCGGAAGCUUUCUCCGUCAGUGCAUUGCUUCGGCCUGACGCCCCAAGAGUGCAGCCUCAAAGACCAUUCUUAUACCCUCCGCUACCUUUUGCCGAGUUUCUGAGAGACGCUGGUAGUCUUGGUCUUCCUGGUUGGGGAGGGUACAGCAACUUAUACCUGCAUGCUGUUCAGGCAGCUGGGCCAGAAUUCUUACGUCUCCGUGCAGCUGUUUUGGGAGCGCCUGGACCUCUAUCCAGACCUCUCCCUUUAGGAGAUGUGUACUCCUGCGUCAAAUGUGAAAAGAUGUUUAGUACUCCUCAUGGUUUGGAGGUCCAUGCUAGACGGUCUCAUAACGGGAAGAGGCCGUUUGCUUGUGAGCUCUGCAGCAAGACUUUUGGACAUGAAAUCAGUUUGAGUCAACAUAGGGCUGUCCACAGCGUAGAAAAGGUCUUUGAAUGCAAACAGUGUGGGAAGACCUUCAAGCGGUCCAGCACACUAUCUACUCAUCUGCUUAUCCACUCCGAUACCAGACCCUACCCGUGCCAGUACUGCGGGAAACGGUUCCACCAGAAGUCUGAUAUGAAGAAACAUACUUACAUUCAUACUGGCGAGAAACCCCACAAAUGCCAAGUCUGCGGCAAAGCGUUCAGCCAGAGUUCCAACCUGAUCACUCACUCCCGCAAGCACACGGGCUUCAAGCCCUUUGCCUGCGAACUCUGUGGCAGAGCAUUUCAGAGGAAAGUGGACCUUAGGAGGCAUAAGGAGACUCAGCAUGCAGACAUCAGACCCCCGCAGCCGCAUAUGCAGCCUCAUACGGAUGUGCAUGGCAUGCAUCCUACUGAUAUGCAUGCUGUUGCUGAGCAUCGGAUAGAUCUCCGUCCCCCCCACCCGGAUCUUCGCCAACACCCUGACUUCAGAGCUCACAUGAGCACUUCAGUGCCACCUCUUCAGCCUCUGCCCUCCUGAACUUCAACUGCCUUCGCGCCCCACUCCUGGCGUUAAGGCUCGAAGGUUCACCAGCAAUGGUGGAGCGAUGUGUAGUGAAAGAUACUUCUUGGUGAUUUUUUUAAAGCUGGCUGGUAUUAGCUGUUGAGUUUAUUUCAAAUUUGGAAUUUGUUUUGAACUUCGAGUUCGUUCCUGGGACUGGCUGGUAUUGAAUUCAAUUUUGGAAUUGUUUUUGAACUUCGACUUCGUUCCUGGGACUGGCUGGUGUUGAUUUCAAUUUUGGAAUUUUUUUUAAACUUCGAAUCGGUUUAAAAAUACUGGAAGAAUGGAAUUCAAAAUAUUUGAAACCAUGGUCAUCUUGUAGUUGUUGUUUUUGCACCAGAAAGGGGUCUAAGUUUUUUAAGAUAAUACUCAACAACAAAAAUGGAAAAAGUUUUUAUUUCCAUAAUAAGUUACUGAGCAGCAAAUAAUUUUCAUUCCACAUCGCUUUACUAUAAAAGCCUAACUAUGGUGUGUUGAAGUAUACCUGGUUCCAUUGCGAAAGAGGGAUGGUGAUAUGAACUCUGUAUAGUUACAUCUCGCUCUUACAAUGGCAAUAUGAUUUUGAGACAUGUCAUAGUUGGGCAAAGUAAAUCGUAGGUAAAUAUUAGGCAACAUACACAUUGUAUACAAAGUUAAAAAAAAAAUGUUACCGCAAUCCAAAAUGUAGUUAAGAUAAUUAUAUUGUAAUUAAAAUUUGAACGCUUUGUAAUUGUGAGUUUUUUGAUCUCAAAGUAAAAUACACAAUAAAAUAUCACAUAUAAAGUAAGUGUUGUGCAAAAUAAUUAAAUGAAAAAUACAUUAAAUAAAAUGAUCCGAAAUAAUUUUAUUUGAAUGAAACCGUUUAGAUUUUAAAUAUUAAUUAGAAAAAAAUACUCAAUAAUAAAAAUGCAACACAAUUUAUUUGAGCUGGUAUCAUCCAAAGAAUAUUAAGUUUUCUAUCACAAAAAUAUAUUUAAAUAAUGGACUGAUGGAAUCAUUCCAAAAUGUUUUAUUUUUCCAUAUAUUUAAAGACAUGAACAAUUUAGUUUUUAGUAAUAUUUUUUUAGAAACUGUACGUUUAUCACAAAUAUUUACAUUACAUUAUUUUGACAUCAUUCCGUGUUAAGAAAAAUAAAAGUAACAAAAUGAUUAAUUAAAUAUAAGUAGAAACUACAACCACCAAAGAAGCAUUUAUUUAUACAAAUAAAUAUUGGCAGUAAAAUACACCACCAUGGCAACUGUAACAAUUAAAAAAUAAAAUAAAAUAAUUUUACCAAAAUAAAUAAUAAUAAUGUGUCAUAUUAUACAUAUAAAAUCGCCAUAAUUGCACUAGAUUAGAAUUAUUGUAGAAAAAUACUCGCAUAUCAAUAUCAUAUUCAUAAUACUUUUAAUUAAUUAUAUUUAAAUGAAAUCGAAUUAUGUAAAAUAUUUAGCUGAUUUAUUUUUAAGAAUUAGUAAUAAGAAUGUACAAAAAAUGUUGUCUAUUUUUAUGGCUGUAAUCUUAUGUAAAAGCACUUAGAAGUAAUUCGCUGAAUUUCAGAAUAAUAUUAGACCUUACAAUACGUGAUUAUUCUUAUUUUUUCAAUUAAAUAAUAUUGUAAAAAAAUAUCACAAUAGUCUGGUAAAUUCCUUAUUCAGUUUUUUUUUUGUAAAUAAUUGAUAAAUAAGAGUAAUUAAAAAUAUAUUAUAAUGUGAAAUCCAUUAUGCCAAAGUCACAUAGAAAAAUAGUGGUUUAGAGUCACCGAAAUAUUAUUUAAAAUGAUAACAUUCCUUACAAUUUUGUGUGCGCUUAAAAGACAAAAUAGGUGUUAGAUUUAAAAUAAUAAAAAAAAAAAACACAAAUAAGGUCGCAUUCCAUUUACACAUAACUAGUAGAUUUUUAAAAUCGUUCAUCAUAACAUAAAAGAAGAAAAGGGAAUAUUUUGUCAUAUCAUUUUUUUUUGUUUCCUACAUAAUACGUAUACCAAAAAAAAUAUUUAUAAUUUUACGUGUAGUUAAUCCUCAUUAUAAUAUUCUACUUUAUUAAUUAGAAUCGAAACAUAACAUGUAGAAAAAAAAUGUUAAAUCAUUUCUAUUGUUUCCAAUAUUUGUAAAUAAAAAUUCAAAAAUGUUUUCUGAAAAUUUUCUUAAAAAAUUGUAUGUUAUUAAAUGUAAAGUCAAUGUAAAUAUUGUAUAAACUUUGAAACUAGUUAUGUUAACGAUCCCAAAGAAAAACGUGCAAUCCUAAAGGUCGUAAUUUACGAGUUAUUAUUGUAAGCAACUGUCACUUCAAUAAAUAUGAUGAUGUAUA